AUGGCCAGCGCCAAGACCCAUGUACCUGGACCCCGACGAUACACGGACGAGGCUGCUGCACAUUCCCGCAAGUGCAUUUUCAAUACAGGAGAGCAACACGCUUUCUGCUGCGAGUCUGUUGCCACUGCCCUAAGGUGCAUCCAAGAGCGUUUUCCCUGCCCCAUGCCAUGGAAGGAUGGUGCAUUAGGUAAAGGUGACAUUGUGGACAUCUACCAGCGGGAGUUUCUCGCCCUCCGAGACCGACUCCACGCAGCUGAACAGGAGAGCCUGAAGCGCUCGAAGGAGCUCAACCUGGUCCUGGAGGAGAUCAAGAGAGCAAUCUCGGAGAAGCAGGCCCUGCGGGAUAUAAACCGGACCUGGAGCAGCUUAUCUGACGAAACCAAGUUAAAACUGUGGAAUAUCACCAACAAGAAUGUGCUGCACCUUCCCACCAUCUUCCAUCAUUUGCCACAUUUGCUGUCAAAGGAGAACAGUCUGCAGCCAGCCGUGCAUGUGGGACAGGGGCGCACUGGAGUGUCUGUUGUGAUGGGAAUCCCCAGCGUGAAGCGGGAGGUGCAUUCCUACCUCACCGACACCCUCAACUCCCUCAUCUCAGAGCUCACUCAGCAGGAGAAGGAGGACUCCGUCAUCGUCGUCCUCAUCGCUGAGACGGAUCCACAGUACACAGCCGGAGUGGCAGAAAAUAUCAAAAACUUAUUCCCAAAGGAAAUACACUCAGGUCUCCUGGAGGUAAUUUCCCCGUCUCCGCAUUUCUAUCCUGAUUUCUCCCGCCUCCGGGAAUCCUUCGGGGACCCCAAGGAAAGAGUCAGGUGGAGGACAAAGCAGAACCUCGACUACUGCUUUUUAAUGAUGUAUGCCCAGUCCAAAGGCAUAUAUUACGUGCAGCUGGAGGAUGAUAUUGUGGCCAAACCAAACUAUCUCAGCACGAUGAAGAACUUUGCCUUGCAGCAGCCCUCCGAAGAGUGGAUGAUCCUGGAGUUUUCUCAGCUGGGGUUUAUAGGAAAAAUGUUCAAGUCUCUGGAUCUGAGCUUAAUCGUGGAGUUCAUCCUGAUGUUCUAUAAGGACAAACCCAUUGACUGGCUGCUGGAUCACAUCCUUUGGGUGAAAGUCUGCAACCCUGAGAAAGAUGCAAAACACUGUGACAGGCAGAAGGCAAACCUGAGGAUCCGCUUCAAGCCCUCGCUCUUCCAGCACGUGGGAACCCACUCCUCCUUGGCUGGGAAGAUACAGAAGCUGAAGGACAAGGACUUUGGCAAGCAGGCCCUGCGGAAAGAGCACGUCAACCCUCCUGCGGAGGUGAGCACCAGCCUGAAAACCUACCAGCAUUUCACCUUGGAGAAGGCUUACCUGCGGGAGGACUUCUUCUGGGCCUUCACUCCCACCGCUGGAGACUUUAUCAGAUUCAGAUUCUUCAAACCGCUCCGCAUCGAAAGGUUCUUCUUCCGCAGCGGGAACAUCGAGCACCCAGAAGACAAACUCUUCAAUACGACUGUGGAGGUUUUGCCGUUUGACAGCCUGCAGUCGGAUAAGGAAGCCUUGCAGGAGGGAAGAGGCGCAGCCGUCAAAUACCGCAGGAUGCCGGACGGCUACAUCCAGAUAGGCUCCUUCUCCAAGGGUGUUGCAGAGGGCGAGGUGGACCCGUCCUUCGGGCCGCUGGAGGCCAUCAGGCUGUCCAUCCAGACCGACUCCCCAGUGUGGAUCAUCUUGAGCGAGAUUUUUAUCAAAAAAGCAGAGUGA
Molecule: messenger RNA, 1737 nt
Organism: Nipponia nippon (crested ibis)
Lineage: Eukaryota; Metazoa; Chordata; Aves; Pelecaniformes; Threskiornithidae
Source: RefSeq, a predicted model, not a curated record